CAAGAAGACAGUCAAACAGGCCCUGGAAUUAGGUCGAACCAGGGUGAUGAUACGUUGAAGGUCAGACGAACGCAGAAUAUUGGUAGAUUGAACCCUCUGGGGGAUUGAGAUUGUUAAUCAAUAAAGCUAUUUUUGUGCCCGUGCAAGAUGAAUGCUGUGUUUGUGGUUACGACUGCGUUGCCACUUCGAUGAAACACCAGUUUAGCAUCAGGCGAAGAGUGGAAUCAAUCUUGAAUCAAUCUUUCCCUUCAGAUUCAGAUUGUUGUGAGAGCCUCCCCCUUGAGAGUUGAAGUUUGAUCUGUAAUUAUAAAGACCCAGAUGGCCCAAAAUCAAAGGCCCACAAGCAUUCUUGAAUCUCUUGGGGAAGAGAUUGUUAGAAUUGUCGCCCCAGUUUCAAUCUGCAUGUUCAUGGUGGUUAUUCUAGUCUCUAUUCUCAACUCCAGCUCCUCGUCUUCUGCUGCAACAGUUAGCUCCAUCGCUACCAUUGCAUAUAAUGAAAGCAGCUCCGAUUCCUUGUGGGACAAAUUUACAGGUGCUCUUUUAAACUCCCUGGUGUUUGUGGCUAUCAUAACUGUGGCUACAUUCGUCAUGGUGUUACUUUUCUACCUUAGAUGCGUCAAGUUCUUGAAAUAUUAUAUGGGUUUCUCGGCUUUUAUCGUUUUGGGUUUUCUUGGAGGUGAAAUUGCAUUGUUCUUGAUUGAAGAUUUCGAUGUUCCUGUUGAUUGUUUCUCUUUUUUGGUUGUUCUCUUCAAUUUUUCUGCUGUGGGUGUCUUGGCUGUGUUCAUGUCAAAAAUGCCCAUCCUUGUAACACAAGGGUACUUGGUUUUGAUUGGGAUGCUGGUGGCUUAUUGGUUUACUUUGUUACCCGAAUGGACUACUUGGGCUCUUUUAGUUGCACUGGCUCUCUAUGAUCUUGCAGCAGUUUUGCUUCCUGUUGGACCUUUGAGGCUGUUAGUUGAGCUUGCUAUAUCUAGGGAUGAAGAUAUCCCAGCUUUGGUUUAUGAGGCUCGGCCAGUGGUUUAUCAUGAAUCAAGUCCUAGGGAUGCAGUGCAAACAAGGAUGAGGGUAUGGAGGGAAAGAAAUGAAAUUUCGGGCAAUCUCCCUGCGGUUCUCGAUUCUGUUUCCGAGGGCAAUGUGAUUUCUGAAUCAAGUGUAGAUGAGAUUGAAACAUCCGAUUCAAAUCCUAAUAGUGAAUCAAGUGUUGUUAGAGCUGAAGAGGGCCAGGUUCUCAUAAGGAACAGUGAGCUUCUUGUUCCAUUAAUUGACAUUGGAGGGAAUGUUCAGCCACAUGGAGAAGAAGUUUCUGCAUCAAAUGAAAAUUUAAUGUUAGAGGGAAUUGGGUUGGGAUCCUCUGGUGCUAUCAAGUUGGGGCUAGGGGACUUCAUUUUCUAUAGCGUAUUGGUCGGCAGGGCAGCGAUGUAUGAUUACAUGACGGUUUAUGCGUGCUAUCUUGCGAUUGUAGCUGGUCUUGGAAUCACUUUGAUGCUAUUGGCAAUAUAUCAGAAAGCUUUGCCUGCUCUCCCAGUGUCGAUAGCACUAGGCAUCAUGUUUUACUUCCUAACGCGGCUCUUCCUCGAGGUUUUUGUUGUACAAUGUUCUUUGAACCUUUUGAUGUUCUAGAUAUGUCUGCUUUUCUAAUAGUAUAUAUCAUAAGAACGGUUGUCGAUAACAUUAGGCAUCAUGCUUUCCUUCCUAACGCGGCUCUUCCUUGAUGAUUUUGUU
Messenger RNA from Cucurbita maxima (winter squash), 1722 nucleotides. Its product is annotated as presenilin-like protein At2g29900. Gene Ontology annotation, biological process: protein processing. The coding region runs from base 319 to 1620 and encodes 433 amino acids. Gene Ontology annotation, cellular component: nucleus; membrane. The transcript has a single exon. NCBI's taxonomy places the organism in Eukaryota, Viridiplantae, Streptophyta, Magnoliopsida, Cucurbitales, Cucurbitaceae. The record is from RefSeq and is a predicted model, not a curated record. Gene Ontology annotation, molecular function: aspartic endopeptidase activity, intramembrane cleaving.